UAGAUAAAAAGAGGCGUGGGGAUUUAAUGGGGGUCAGCAGUUGCUUGUGCUUUCUAAUGAAAUCUUGAACUAGGCUAUCUGAUGCACAGUCCAAAGGUCUUCUCGAGUAGAUAUGUGUAGGGUUUAUUACACGCGUAACAGCAACGUGCGCUGAUAACCAAAUUUUAAGAACCCAAAUUUAAGCUCUACACCAUAAACCGUAAAGUAAACCUGCUGCGCUUUUAACUGUUUAUAAAAAUGUUAUCUAAUAGAACCGUGAGCGUUUUGAAAUGGGGAAGAUGUGAGGCUUACACCGCGGUGUACCCCAAGGUUCCAGACAGGGUCCUGAACUUUUAUCCGCUGCCUUCCCUUUCUUCUCCCCAUAGGAAUCUUUCUUUAUUCCCGGCGGCCCAAAGAGAACAUCUACACCAGAAGAUGUCCGAAAACGGAGCGUUACCCCGUGGGGGGAAAGUGCUUACCGUUGACACCAUGAACGCCAACGUGAAGAAGGUUGACUACGCGGUCCGGGGUCCGAUCGUUCAGCGCGCGGUGCAGAUCGAGAAAGAGCUAAAAGAGGGGGUCAAGAAACCUUUUGAAGAGGUCAUUAAAGCAAACAUCGGAGAUGCUCACGCUAUGGGACAACGGCCAAUCACCUUUUUUCGACAGGUGAUGGCGUUGUGUACUUAUCCACAACUACUUGAUGACAACAAGUUUCCAGAAGAUGCCAAAAAUCGAGCGAGGCGUAUUUUGCAAUCAUGUGGAGGAAACAGCAUCGGUGCGUACACUACCAGUCAGGGCAUUGAAUGUGUGAGGCACGAUGUUGCAAACUACAUACAGCGUCGUGAUGGUGGUAUUCCGUCUGAUCCUGAUAACAUCUACCUCACGACAGGAGCCAGUGACGGCAUUGUGACCAUACUGAAGCUGUUGACCGCUGGGGAAGGUCGUACACGUACAGGGGUCAUGAUCUCUAUUCCUCAGUACCCUCUUUACUCCGCAUCUAUAGCAGAGCUGGGUGCUGUUCAGGUCAAUUACUACUUGAAUGAGGAGAAGUGCUGGAGUCUAGACAUUAGUGAGCUACAGCGCUCUCUACAGGCAGCCAGGGAGCAUUGCAACCCCCGUGUACUGUGCAUCAUCAACCCCGGCAACCCCACUGGUCAGGUACAAAGCAGACAAUGUAUUGAAGAUGUAAUCCAAUUUGCAGCCAAAGAAAACCUCUUCCUAAUGGCUGAUGAAGUGUAUCAGGAUAAUGUGUAUGCAGAGGGCUGUGAGUUUCACUCCUUCAAGAAAGUGCUGUUUGAGAUGGGUCCAGAGUAUUCAAGCAAAGUAGAACUGGUAUCAUUCCACUCCACCUCGAAGUGCUACAUGGGAGAAUGUGGUUUUCGAGGAGGAUACAUGGAGGUCAUCAACAUGGACCCAGAGGUGAAGGCUCAGCUCACCAAGCUGGUAUCAGUGCGUUUGUGCCCGCCUGCACCUGGACAAGCCCUCAUGGAUCUGGUUGUCAACUCCCCUAAGCCUGGAGAACCCUCCUACCAAACCUUCAUGAUGGAACGAACAGCCAUUCUGAGUGCCUUGGCUGAAAAAGCCAAACUGACGGAGGAGAUUCUGAAUACAGUGCCAGGCAUCAGAUGUAACCCUGUGCAGGGAGCCAUGUACUCUUUCCCCUGCAUCACUCUACCCGAACGCGCCAUCAACGAAGCCAAGGCGAAGGGUCAGGCUCCAGACAUGUUCUACUGCAUGAAACUUCUGGAGGAGACUGGGAUCUGUCUCGUUCCUGGCAGUGGUUUUGGUCAACGAGAAGGCACUUAUCACUUCAGGAUGACCAUCCUUCCUCCAACAGACAAGCUCAAGAUUUUGCUCAACAAACUGAAGGAAUUCCAUCAGAAAUUCACCCAGCAGUACUCUUGACCCUGUUCAGCUUGACCACUUACAGCCUUCUACUACAACUUACUGACUAAAAGUGCUGAAAUGCAUUUUUCACAUCUUAAUGUUUGGUCAGAAUGUGGCCAAAUAAUCACUUGAGCCUUGAUGGACACUAAUCUGCACAUUUACCACUGGAUAAUUUUAUGCCUUGUAGUUAAAGAUGAAUUAAUAUACUUUAAAACUAUCAUUAUGGACUUGACAGUACUAUUUUUACAUCCAACGGGUAGACAAAGCGAGACUUGAUUACUCAUUUCACAAGAUUUUAACAAAAUGAUGACAUUUUUUGAAAACAGUCCUGAACAAUUCCUGAACGUCCAGAUCUUCAUGAUGUGUGUAUGAUGUCUAAUGUAUGUUAGUGUGGUGCAUGAAUAGUAAAAUGAAAAUAAUGGGCAUUGACCUGAUUUUGAACUUUUCCCUUCAGUGCUUUGUGGUUGUUGUAAUUCUAAAUGCAUUCAUGAAUCAAUGCAUGCUACAACAUUGCUGUAUAUGUAAAUAACAGAUUGAUUAUAUAGCAGAUAUAAUACAAUAUAGAUUAAUA
Molecule: messenger RNA, 2437 nt
Organism: Cyprinus carpio (common carp)
Lineage: Eukaryota; Metazoa; Chordata; Actinopteri; Cypriniformes; Cyprinidae
Product: alanine aminotransferase 2-like
Biological process (GO): biosynthetic process
Molecular function (GO): L-alanine:2-oxoglutarate transaminase activity; pyridoxal phosphate binding
Source: RefSeq, a predicted model, not a curated record